Molecule: messenger RNA, 1839 nt
Organism: Fusarium keratoplasticum
Lineage: Eukaryota; Fungi; Ascomycota; Sordariomycetes; Hypocreales; Nectriaceae
Exons: 7
Coding region: 1-1839 (612 amino acids)
Source: RefSeq, a predicted model, not a curated record
AUGAACUCAUCAACUCGAUCUUCGAGCUUGGUUAUCAUCGACUCAUCCGCGUAUGAAUGGGAUGAGAGGUUCAUCAGCGGCCAGCCCCAAACAUAUCAAUCCCAAAACACUCCAUUUGUUGUAGGCAGAUCCGAAAUAGCGUCGAGCCAUGUGCCUACCGCGGCUAACGAACUCAUCGAUUGCUUUUUAACUGUACUGGGUGAUCGUGGUGUGCCACAUGGGCCCAGUACUUAUCAAGACCUGGACCUUCGAGCUUUAUGUACCGGAUGCAACAUGAAAACAGUCGAAGAUGGUUUGGAGGACAACGUCAAGAAGCCCAUUGCACUGCUGGAUGACAGAUCUCGGUUGGCCGACAAGCAACUGGCUGUAGCAGGAUACAGGCGUGCAAACCCUGGACUGUUAAACGUGAGCCAACUGUUAGUUGAGCUGAAAAAGGCGAGAUACAAUUGCCGUGGCCAACCCGAUGCUGAAAGAAGGCUUUUAUAUGUGACGAACCCAGACAGUUGGGUGAUCAUGGUCUUGCUGUCCACUGCAUCUCCCGAGCAAGCACUGUACCUCACCGAGUUUUUCUACAAGUACCUCGGCUCUAAAACUUCCCUUGGCAUACAUCGCCCGCCACGAGGAGUUCUUUCUUUCGCAUUGGAGUUUCACUUACAGUUCUAUGUCUGGCGCGAAGAAGAUGUAUUGCGGGAAGAUCCGAGAAAGAAGAAGAGCGAUAAGCCCCUGCGAAGGUCGUUUCGACUUAACUACAUUGAUGAAGAAGGUUCCGAAGGGGUUUCUCAGGUCUGCAUUUACGAGGCCCAGAUCUCGUGUCUAGUAGCAGGCCUGGACAACCAUUCAUGGAUGGCAUAUCUGUUCAUCGACACAUACUAUCAGGAAGAUUCCUCUUCUGAGAGUGUAAGGUAUUAUAACUCCCAAGAAGACCUCAGAACGGAUCCUCUCGCAGCUGGCACAGUGGACUCUGAUCUGCCAAUAUGGACUCCGAGGGAGUACUUCCUCGUUGUGUACGAGUGUCGGCUGAAGCAAGUCAAGCACGCUCUUCAGAACCUGGUCUCGAGACUGUUGCUGAAGCUGGAGCCCUAUAUUCAAGAUUCCAUGACCCUUGUCCCUCGCCCGACAGACGAAGGCAUCUCACCAGCCCAAAAGAAGAAGAUACAGCAGAUGUUGAACGAAGCCAGUAGGGUGUUACGACAAACCAUUCACUCGAUCUGUAAGGCCGUCGAAGUCUGGGACAGAUUCAGCAACCGGGAUGCAGCCUACCUAUCAGACAUUCUCCGACCUAGAAGCGGCAGGCCGGACCCGAUCCCCCCUUUUAGAGUUGUUGCCAGAAUAGGGGAGCACAUUGAUGGACUGAGGGAUCUUCAGCGCCUCGCCGAACAGCAGCAAGAACUUUGCGCGGGCCUUGCCCGUGAGCUGGAAAUGGAGCUCGUCAUGGAAGACAACGAGAUCACUGUCCAGCAACAGGCAACGGGCGAAUUACUAAAGACCUUGACAGCAAUCAGUGUACUAUUCCUACCCCUGAUGGCCACGGCUGCUCUGUUCAGCAUGCAACCUGGAGUUCUGCCCCCCAGCUUCUACACCGGAAAGUCAUUUCUCCUUUGCUGGCUCCUGCCCACGUUUGUUGCGGUAGUAGCUGGUGUAUACUACAACCGAAAGUCGUUUCGGCUGUCCCGCUCUCGUAGAGGAGGGGCCUCGCUCCAGGAUCACAUCUACUCAUUACAAAUGCGAGGCCGGUAUACCGAGUCGGCAAGGUCUUUGCUCUCUAGGGGAGCAGAUAUCUCGUACAGGGACGAUAUUGAACUUGGGCCUGUUUCACAUGUGGCGAGUUUCCUUGAUUAG